AGGUAAGAAGCCACGUACAAAGGCCCCCAAGAUCCAAAGGCUGAUCACUCCAGCAGUCUUGCAACGCAAGAGGCACCGUCUGGCUUUGAAGAAGAAGCGUUGCUUGAAACGUAAAGAACAAGCUGCGGAUUAUGCUAAAUUGUUGGCUCAACGCAAGAAGGAAUCCAAAGUCCGUCGCCAAGAGGAAUUGAAGCGCCGCCGUUCAGCCUCCAUGAGGGACUCUAAGAGCUCGGCUUCUAGCGCACCUCAGAAGUGAGAAAUGUGUAAUAUUUAAUAAAUAAAAAUGUAAAAACAC
Molecule: messenger RNA, 295 nt
Organism: Ctenocephalides felis (cat flea)
Lineage: Eukaryota; Metazoa; Arthropoda; Insecta; Siphonaptera; Pulicidae
Gene: RpS6
Product: 40S ribosomal protein S6
Biological process (GO): translation
Cellular component (GO): ribosome
Molecular function (GO): structural constituent of ribosome
Source: RefSeq, a predicted model, not a curated record